AUGGCAGCACUUUUUAGCUCCACUAUUACCACGCAGCUCGAAUUCAUGGGGUUGCAACCCAAGACUGGAGACUUUGUUGCUAGAAACUCAACUCGCACCGAAGGAAGGGCGUGCAGUAAGGAAACUGAUUGGUGGUUUGGCCCAUACGACAAUCGGCGUGCAAUUGUGGGCACGCCUUCCCUGGUGCUGGAGGUUGGAGAGUCGGAGUCCUCAAAAAAAACCGAAGCGAUGCUCAGUGGUGGUAUACAAAUACUGGGUCGCCACCCCGUAUACACUUCUAUGUAA
This is a messenger RNA of Penicillium canescens, 285 nucleotides long. RefSeq lists its product as uncharacterized. NCBI's taxonomy places the organism in Eukaryota, Fungi, Ascomycota, Eurotiomycetes, Eurotiales, Aspergillaceae. The transcript has a single exon. The record is from RefSeq and is a predicted model, not a curated record. Bases 1 to 285 code for a protein of 94 amino acids.